CUCAUCUUUUAUCCUCUGAUAAAAAAAACGAUCAAAUCCGUUCCUCGCCAAACCUCCGGCGUCCGCCAUGGCCGUCUUCGCUGAAGCUUCUAUAUUUUCCAUUCGCUCCUCUGAAGAUCAAUUUCUCUAGUUUCAUAUUCUCGUUUUUAUCACCCCCGCCCAUUUCUCACACAGAUUCUCUGUCUUUUUCCCGCUUUUUUUUUUCUCUCCUCCGACUUCGUUUCCCAGGUCCUGUUUCCUCUGGUUUUCAUGCGUCUCUGGAUACUCUAUGUACGGAAGUGGCUAGUUUUCGGUAGUACAAAAAAGCUUUGGUGAAUGGGGAUUCAAACGAUUGAGAUGAGGGAGAAGUCAUUGCAUAAUCUCACUCUUGGUGAGGUGGAAAAGCAUUUCGGCAACUCAGGGAAGCCAUUAGGCAGCAUGAGCCUCGACGAACUUCUUGAAAAAGUAUGGGCUGCUGAAGCAAGAAACUCCACAGGAACAGAUCCUCUAAACAUGGCUUUGUUGUGGAGUGGGAAAACUGUUGAUCAGGUAUGGAAGGAGAUCCGACAGAAUGAGAGGAAUAGAUAUGAUGGGGAUAGUGGUGUCAAAGUUGAAGAAAGAGAACCAGUCCUUGGAGAAGUGACUUUGGAGGUUUUCUUGAAACAUGCACAAUCCUUGAACCCGACUGUGGAGAUAGAUUCUUCUGUCGAUCCUACAACUCCCGGGAGUUUGAGACAGCAGUUAAGCUUGUCUUCAUCGCCAUCUGUCAAUGUGUUUUCUGGUACAGCAUCUUCAGGCCGGAGAAGGGAUAUGGAACCUAUCGAGAAGAGUAUUGAGAGGAAGCUGAGAAGAAAGAUUAAGAAUCGGGAAUCAGCUGCACGUUCACGAGCUAGAAAACAGGCAUACCACAAUGAGCUUGUUACCAAGAUCUCCCGUUUAGAAGAAGAGAACAUGAAGCUCAAGAAAGAGAAGGAAUUCGACCUGAUGUUUCCCGGAGUGGAAUAUUCAUCGGAGCCCAAAUACCAGCUCCGGAGAACGAGUUCAGGUUCUUUCUGAUAAUCCCCUCCUCUCUUAGAGAAAGUUUUGCAAAGUAAAAAAAGACUAGGAUUUUUAGGACCCUUUCUUCUUCUUGUUUCUAUGUUAUUUGGGUUUGGGUUUACAAGUAAGUAUAUACAUUGGAUGAUUCUUCAACGUUAUGUUGAAAUCUACACAGCAAGCAGAUAGAAUGUGCCCUUCUUGGUUUAAGAGUAGACAAGUGACCCCAUACUGUUUAGAGACAUAACAUAAGCAUCAACCAAAAUGCUGUUUACACAGAGUCUUGAACCAUUUUGACCCAUAAUGUUUCGCAUAUUCUUGAUUUCAUCGGACCAAAUAUUUUCGGGUUU
Tarenaya hassleriana is the source of this 1364-nucleotide messenger RNA. Its product is annotated as ABSCISIC ACID-INSENSITIVE 5-like protein 2. Lineage: Eukaryota; Viridiplantae; Streptophyta; Magnoliopsida; Brassicales; Cleomaceae. Gene Ontology annotation, molecular function: DNA-binding transcription factor activity. Gene Ontology annotation, cellular component: nucleus. The transcript has 4 exons. The record is from RefSeq and is a predicted model, not a curated record. Bases 316 to 1035 code for a protein of 239 amino acids. Gene Ontology annotation, biological process: positive regulation of DNA-templated transcription.